This is a messenger RNA of Zasmidium cellare ATCC 36951, 1302 nucleotides long. RefSeq lists its product as uncharacterized. NCBI's taxonomy places the organism in Eukaryota, Fungi, Ascomycota, Dothideomycetes, Mycosphaerellales, Mycosphaerellaceae. Gene Ontology annotation, molecular function: flavin adenine dinucleotide binding. Gene Ontology annotation, biological process: butyrate catabolic process; fatty acid beta-oxidation using acyl-CoA dehydrogenase. The record is from RefSeq and is a predicted model, not a curated record. The transcript has a single exon. Bases 1 to 1302 code for a protein of 433 amino acids.
AUGAAUUUCGAAAUUCCACAAGACCUCCAGCGUUACCUGGACCGCCUCGACGACUUCAUCGAGCGCGAGAUCAAGCCACUCCAAGAGCAGGACGACAACCAGCGUUUCUUUGAUCACCGCAGAGAACAUGCGCGGACAGACUGGGACAAGGGAGGAUUGCCGAGAGAGGAGUGGGAAGAUUUGCUUCGUGAAGCAACUAGAAGAGCAGGCAAGGCAGGUUUCUACCGCUUCUCCUUGCCCAAAGAGUAUGGCGGCCAGAAUGAGCAGAGCGGACGGGGAUCGAACUUGUGGAUGGCCGUGAUACGGGAGCAUCUCGCCAGCAAAGGUCUUGGUCUCUUCAAUGACCUGCAGAACGAGCACUCCGUCUGUGGCAACUUCCCAGACAUCAUCAUGGUUCAGCACUUCGGAAACGAACAACAGAAAAAGGAGCUCAUCCACGGCAGGUUGAAUGGCAAGGUUCGGAUCACCUUCGGACUGACGGAGCCAUGGCAUGGCAGCGAUGCAACCUUCAUGUCGACCAAGGCUAAGAGGCAGUCCGAUGGCAGCUACGUUAUCAAUGGCGGGAAGAUGUGGCAGACUGGCAUGCACAAAGCAACCAAUUGCUUCAUAUUCGCUCGUACUUCUGGCAAGGACGGCGACGCAAAGGGCGUGACAUGCUUCAAUGUCCCAAGCAACGCCCCUGGCUUGAAGGUUGAAUCGUACGAAUGGACGCUCAACAUGCCGACUGACCAUGCCACUGUCUCACUGACCGACGUCCGUGUACCUGAAUCGGCCAUCAUUGGGCCUCUGGAUGGUGGUCUUGCCAUUGCACAGGCCUUUGUACACGAGAACCGGAUCCGCCAGGCCGCUUCCUCUCUGGGCGCUGCCGUGUACUGUGUGAACCAAAGCGUAGAGUACGCUCGCAAACGCCAGCCAUUCGGCAAGCCUCUCGCUACCAAUCAAGCCAUUCAAUUUCCUCUUGUGGAGCUCGCCACCCAAUGCGAGAUGUUGAGGCAACUUAUUCGCAAGACCGCCGUGGACAUGGAUACUAUGCCUCAUAGGGAGGUUGAGCAGAAAGUGAGCGACAAGGUGAGCAUGUGCAACUACUGGGCGAACAGACUUUGCACCCAGGCAGCAGACCGGGCGAUCCAGACCUUCGGCGGAUGGGGCUACAGCCGCCACUACCCCUUCGAGCAUAUCUGGAGGCACCAUCGACGUUACAGAAUCACCGAGGGCAGCGAGGAGAUACAAAUGCGCAAGGUCGCAGGGUAUCUCUUUGGUUUUACUGGGCCGAAAAAAGAACUGACGCCCGCGAAGCUGUAA